GUCAGAUUCCAGUGGGGUCUCUCUUUAGGAGUGUCAGUUUCUCUUGAUACUGUGCGUUUGAGUCCCUUUACCCAUCUCUGGCUGCACUUUCAGGGAGAAUUGGAGAUGGAAAAGAGAGGAGAUGUCAUAUUAGGGGUUGAGGAUGAAUCCGGGCAGCCCGUCUCUGCCCUGUCCAUUCUGUCUCUGCUGGAGCGUGUGUCAACAAUCAUCGAUGGCGUCCAGGCAAGCCAACAGCGUAUGGAGGAACGCCAACAGCAGCUCGAGGGCUCGGUCAGCGCUGUCCAGUCCGAGCUUCUCAAACUGGCUCGUGACCACGGGGCCACAGCGACGACCGUCGACAAACUGCUGCAGAAGGCCCGGCGUGUGAGCACACACGUUAAAGAAGUACGUUCACGUGUGGAGAAACAGAACGUGCGCGUGAAGAAAGUGGAAACUACGCAAGAUGAGCUCCUCACACGCAACAAGUUUAGGGUUGUGAUCUAUCAGGGUGAAAAAGAAGUCCCCUCUGUUGCUGUCACCAAGACUCCCAAGGGAGCAGGGCUUGCUGAGUUGGAGGUGGAGCCAGAUGAGUAUGACAUCCCUGCUGACCUGUCAUCUGAUGAAGAGUACAUGGUGGUGGAGGAUGCGGAGUCGUCCCGGGGCGCCCGUCUCAAACAGUCCGGGUUAAAAGGCAUCGAGAACAUCAAGGCUGCGUUCUCCAAAGAGAACAUGAACAAGACCCGCGAGAAGACCCGAGAAAACCUCAGCAAGACCAAGGAGAGCCUGAGUAAGACAGGCCAGACGCUUGGAACCAAAUUCAACACUUUGGGUGAGAAGAUCGUGCCACCCGAGCAGCGAGAGAAGAUAAAGCAGAGCAGCGAGAGGCUGAAGGAAAACAUCGCUAAGAAAGCGCCCACCAAGGAAUCCUUCAAAAUCAAGCUGAAGAAGGAGCGCACGGUCGCUGAGGGCCAGGAGGGUGCGGAGGCGGAGCCUGCUGUGACUCCACCCAAAGGCAGGAAGUCCAGCCCAGAUGUGACCUACACAGAGGUGGUUACCGAAAACAAAAGGGAGGGUCCAGUAUCAGAGGAGGGAGCAACUCGUAUCCAUGAGGACUGAAAAGAGCCGUUCACCACAAAAACUGUGGAGAUAUGAUGGAAGAUGCAGAGAAAAUUGGUCAUAAGUAAGUGGAAGCAAGACAAGAUUUUUUUUCAUAAAAUGUGAGAGUGUAUGAGUAUGUGCAAGCACUAGAUGUGUUUGUGUAAUUUCUGUUACCAUAAAGCCACAUGUGAAAUGUAUUAAAAAAAACUCAAUAUG
Molecule: messenger RNA, 1293 nt
Organism: Danio rerio (zebrafish)
Lineage: Eukaryota; Metazoa; Chordata; Actinopteri; Cypriniformes; Danionidae
Gene: cavin4a
Product: caveolae associated protein 4a
Cellular component (GO): sarcomere; cytoplasm; caveola
Source: RefSeq, marked validated